Molecule: messenger RNA, 1536 nt
Organism: Acanthamoeba castellanii str. Neff
Lineage: Eukaryota; Discosea; Longamoebia; Acanthamoebidae
Product: tetratricopeptide repeat domain containing protein
Exons: 13
Coding region: 1-1536 (511 amino acids)
Molecular function (GO): protein binding
Source: RefSeq, a predicted model, not a curated record
AUGCGGCGAGCUGUGACGAUGCGGGAGCGGGUCUACGGCGCCGACCACCCCGAUCUGUGCAACCACCUCGCGCCGUACGCCACGCUCCAGCGGAUGCGGGGCGACCUGGCCCUCGCACGGACGCUCACCGAGCGGGUGGUCCGCAUCUGCGAGAAGUACGCCGGCGAGGAGAGCUUCCUCACAGCCCUCGCCCUCCACGACCUGGGCAACGUCACCGAAGACUUGGGCAAGAGCGACGACGCCGAGCGGCUCUAUCGUCGGAGCAUAGAGCUUAUGGUUCGAUCGGUGCUUCCGCUGCCAGAGGAGGAAGAAAAGCGAAAGGAGAUCAAAGAACGGAACGAGAAUACGGAGGCCAAGACGAUGGAGGUCAAGUGCGAUCUGGCGGUGCUGCUCGAGCACAUGGGCAAGCACGUGGAGGCCAUGCCGCUGCACGAGGAGCUGUUCCAGAAGGCGUGGGAUGUGGAGCGGUGGGACCACCCCUUCUUCCACUCGCACCUCCACGCCAGCAAGCACUGGCGCGUUAAGCACUUUGUCGAGGCGCGGCGGCUGGCGCGGGAGGACCGGGAGAAGGAGGCCCGCCGGCAGGAGACGGAGGGCAUGGGCGAAAAAGAGGGCAGCUUCAUUCGCCUCCAGACACCCGCCGUCCACAACGACGAUGAGUGGACGCCCGAGGUAAAUCCGUCGCGUACGGCGGACAGCGGGGCCAAGGGCGAGCACGAGGUCCAGGCGCUCAAGAAGGAGGUGCAGGAGGCGAUGAACGCCCUGAACCGGGAAUACGUGAAGAAGACGCAGGACCUCACCAACGAGCUCGCCUACCGCAAAGUCAUCGACAAACUCUCAGCCACGCUCGGCGUCGAGCAUCCGGCGCUGUGCCGGCAUCUUUACUACAUGGCCCACGUUUACAUGGGUACCUACCUCGUGUCCGACUCGUUCAACACGCUUAAAAAUGAGCUCUAUCCAGAGGCCGAGAGCAUGAUCAAACGCGUGCUGUCGAUCCAGAAGCGAGAGCGGGGACCCUACAGUGUCCCCACGGCCACGGCUUGGGGCGUGCUGGCCGAUCUGUGCCUCAGGCAAAAGAACUUGGAAGACGCCGCGCGGCUCAUGGCGCAAGCCCUGGAGCGCAAGCGCGAGGUGCUCGGCAACGGCCACAUCACAGUGGGCAUGUUGGAGUACGAGAUGAGCGGAGUAGCUCAGGAGAUGGCCAAGUUUAACACCGCUAUCAGUUGCUUGAAGCGAGUUCGGAGUAUCUUCGCCCUUGUCCCUGCCGCCAAGACUGGCGACGAACACGCGGAGCAUCCGUGGGUGGGGGUGGUACGCAACCGGACGGAGGAGUUGAAGGUGAUCAAGGAUGCUGCGAUACGCCAGUUCAUUAAGCGCGAGCAGGGCCAGGACGCCUCUAGCUUCCUUCAGUCUCCGGAACGCGGUGGUUUGCUGGGCACGAGCCAUUCGGAGGACAGCGGCGUGCCACAGGCACAGGAGCAGGACGUGAUGGCCGCCAUUGCCGGAUACACGACCAGUGGUCGCGUGAACCUGUAG